CUGAAGCAGAACUUAUAGCAACACAUUUUGUUGCAUCCAGAAAUCUUAUCAGUUGUUCUUAUAGAAACGAACGUUUCCUUAUAUAAAAUUUUGUAUUUUUAAAUUUUAUCUGGAAAACAUGCCUUGUUCUUGCGGUAAUACGAAUUGUCCAUGCGGAAUACCAUGUUGUUGCUCGGAGGAAUCAUGCAAGUGUCAAACUUGUGCAAUAGCAUUGUCUAGCUUCUGUAAAAUCUGUAACAAACCAUUAAUUACUGAAGGACAGACAGAUGUAGACAAAUGUUCUUGCUUUAUUAGAGAAUCUACUGCCUUGAUAUUUGAAAAUCGGAACAAUCCACGAUUUCGAAUGGGUAGUAUGCCUAUGCCAGUUGGCUAUUUUGUGUCUGGUAAAUUAAUGGUUAAUGUAAUGAUUCCUGUUCCCGUUUUGAACUUUCCGCAAUUAAUACCCCAGCAACCAGUUUGCUUGAUGCCUCCUCCACCAUCAAUUCAAGUAGAUUCUGGGAACAUUUUCCCUUCUUUUAUCUCUGACGAGAAUGUAAUAAAUCCCUCUAGCACGGAAGAAAAUUCUGGUUCACUUUCUACCGCAGAAUUGCAUCAAAUUUUGAACAAAUCGAGUGAAGAAUCCCGUAACCCAACAUACAGACUAGAGCCUUCUGCCAACAUCUGCAUAAAGGGUGCACAAAAUACAAAAAUAUCUUGUCAGGAAGCAUGCCCUUCACUAGAAUCCUUGCAAUCCACAAAUGAAAAUCAAAGUGUAAAUAUAGUACAAAAUACAAAAUCGAAAAUAAAAGAAUGCGAAGAAUUUUCAAGCACAGAAUCGCAUCAGUUGUUGGACAAAUCCAAUGAGCAGUCCGGCAAUCAUCCUUCAACCAGCAUCAGUUUGAAUGCAAGUACAACCAAUGAGAAUGCAUGUCCCGCACCAGAGUCCUCACAAUCUGUAGAUAAAAAUCAGAUUGUGAACACUGCACCAAACAAAAAAUUGGAAACUGAAGAACAUGCAAAUAUACAAGAGCCAUCUUUAUAUCUACCUUCUAUCACGAUUGGCAAUAUUUCUCAUCCUGUUGGGUUAGCGGAUCCCAUUUGGAGAUUGUCGAAUCCUGCAUUUUGUUCUGCAGGUAAUUAUGACUCGAGUUUAAAGCUCUAUAAUCCAUUUUAUGUUUCUGAAUUAGUUAAUGUCACAGAAACAGUGGCUACUCACAAGAAAGAUAGUUGCUUGCUUAUUCCUGUUCUAAAUUUUGAAGGUAAUAGUACGCAAUGCUUCACAAAGAAUGCAGAUAAUGUACAAACAGACAGUACCAUAUCCUUACAAAAGAAUCGGCAACCAUUAGAUCCGACAAAAAUAAUGGAACAAUCAAAUGUAGUGACUAAUGGAGAAUAUGUUGAAUUUGCAGUUUCGUCCAAUGGCGCUGAAGGAAGCGAAUGUGUUGUUCCUACCACAUUGGUUGGACAGAGCAACCAUCUGCAGGUUUUUCCUACAAAUGGUAUUGCUCACCAAAUGUUAGGUAAUACCCUUCCUGAAGCAUCUAAUGACCAAUGGCAACAAGGGACAUGGUGGGACAAUUUUUCACAAUUUUCUUUACCAACUGCGCCAGUAACGCAGUAUAUACAGGAAAAUUUGAUUCCCAGUCAGACUUCAGGAUUUCAGAAUAUGUUUACCCCGUCUAAUAAUAAAAACAAGGAACGAAACGAAUAUUUGCUAAGCGAUAAUAAUUUAUUUGUCUCGGAAAUGAACCGCAGGAAUAACGAAGAUAGUGCUUUACAUAACUCCAUACCACUCUAUUUAGAUCCUAGUACUACUCAGAAGAUGGAAAAACUUUUGAAAUCUGCUCUACGGUUAAAUGUUAAUUCACCAACUUCUAGUGAAAAGUCUUCUUAAGCUUUUCUAAUAAUAUCUAUCAAACAGAAUGAAGGCAAUAAUGAAGACUUGAAGAAAAUUUAUUUUAAAUUGACGUCUCAUAUUCACUUGAGAUAAAAAUUGGAUAAUUAUAGGCUAUUCCUCUAUGAGAAAUAUCAGCUUUAUGCCUUUUACUAAGGAAAUUUAACUGUUAAUUUUGUUUUUAUUCAUG
Messenger RNA from Argiope bruennichi, 2063 nucleotides. RefSeq lists its product as uncharacterized. NCBI's taxonomy places the organism in Eukaryota, Metazoa, Arthropoda, Arachnida, Araneae, Araneidae. The record is from RefSeq and is a predicted model, not a curated record. The transcript is spliced from 2 exons. The coding region runs from base 119 to 1873 and encodes 584 amino acids.